Messenger RNA from Gryllus bimaculatus (two-spotted cricket), 1526 nucleotides. The record is from the annotation of a GenBank genome assembly. Lineage: Eukaryota; Metazoa; Arthropoda; Insecta; Orthoptera; Gryllidae.
GAUCAGUGGUGCCUAGGAAGCCUAAAGGAAAGCCAGUUUGACACCGCGUGCCAGGUAUCUGCAUCCAAAUGGGCAGUUCGAACAGCAAGAAGCUUCAAAAGGAGCCGUCGGAGAGGACUCGGGCCAACGGCACAGACCCCGGCACCAGUUCUGAUAGCUUCGUCGAUAUCCUGACAGACGCAGACGUGGAACUGGCAAGCGAGCCGGAGCCAGACCCAGACCCUGAGCCACAGCCAAAUCCUGAGCCGGAGCACGAGCCCAGUCCGCCGCCGCAACCAGAGCCCGCGGGCGACCUGCACGUAUUGGUGGACUCGCCGUCGCCGUGGGUGUGCGUGCACCCGCGCCAUCGCCUAGCGGGCCGGCCGAUCGAGCUGCCCGUCAAGCUGCCGGCGCUCGCCGGCCCCGGGCCGCCGUACGCCGCGUGGGUCAAGUCGUCGCAGGUGAAGGCGGCGGACGUGCUGCCCUACGUGGUGCGGGCGAGCGGGACCGAUCAGGGCCCCGUGGUCGGGCGCGCGCACUGCGCGGGCUUCCUGUUGCCGGCGCGCGUCGACCCCAACAUGUUCUGCGCCUUCGUCGGUUGGGACGGCGACGUGCACGUCACCUACACCUUUGAGGUGCUGGUGGUGCUGCGGGGCAGAGUGGAGUGGCUGCGGGCGGUGGAAGGCGACUCUCCGGCGUUCGCGCUGCCUGUGGGGCUGGGGGUGGACUGCGAGCCCGUCUACGUGGGGCGCGUGUUCAGAGCCUCGCGCUGGUACUUGGGCAGAGUGAUCCUAAGUGAAGGCGCAUGUAUGGUGGUCGAAGAGGGCGAGGAGUUGGCCUUCAAAGAGUAUGAAGUGCUAGUUAUUACGCCAUGAGAAGCCACCCCUACACAGCUGGUAGCAGUAAUGGUAAUGGACGGAACAACCUGGCAUGGAUUGCAUACCGUGAAACCUUCAGAAAUGAUUUCGAUCAUAGAAGUGAACCUCUUUUGUAAAUGAUUAACAAUUUCACGAUUAUUUUAUUCCUCUCGUCAUAAUUUAAUGAUCAAAUUAUGCACUAAGAAAAUUAUUUCAAAAUAUUUUUUUAAAAUGAAUUACGUAGUGUGAAAUGUUGAAAAUUAAAACAAUGAUCUACAAUGUGUAAAAAUAUUGUUACAUACUCUUCGUUUGUAGACUAAUAUUAAAAUAAUAAUGAACAAUGACUGAUUUUAGGAUAAAAUACAUUUCGAACAAAUGUGACAUUACAUAUUUAACCACAUAUUCUAAAUUACACACCAAUACUAAGUGAAUCAUAAUCGUAUAUUUCAUACAAUACUAUUCCAUAUUAAAAAUUGAUAGUUCCUGCAUAUCUGCUAACUUCAGCAUACCUUUAGUAGCGGCAACUGUUCAUGUAAUUCAUGAUGGUUCCGUAUGUAAUUUGGCAAUUUCUAAAUUAAUUUGUUAUGACUAGUUAUCGAUUUUAAAUUUAAUUGUUUUACGUAUGUUACAUGGAAUUGGUAUUUGGUGAUGCCAUUACUGAUGGAAAUAAAAAAUUGACAAACCCUACAA